UUGCGUAUAUACUAUAAGCAGGAAUAUAAUAAUCAACUAUAAAAUAACUUACAUUUUCAACCAAAUUAUGAUUUAAACGGGUUUUCAAAUUUAGUAGUAUCCACUUAACAGUGUUAUACUCCCUUUGAUGUGUUUUUAUUACUUCCGGAUUUACAAAGUUUUGUAAAGACCUAUUAUUUGUUUUAUACAUUUUUUAUUUUAUAUCCGGUCAAAUAUGACUAGCAAGGUAAUUAUAGUUAAUUUGAAACGAACCACGCAGUGAUCUGAAACCAUUUGGAGAUAAACCGGAUAAUUUUGCACCCCGUAUGUAAAAACUUUGUGUCCCAGUGUAUAUUUAACAAUAUGCUUCACAAUAGAUAAUGCGCAUACCCACAGACAAAAAAAAACGUGUAUAUUGAACAAAGUGUAUGAUACAUAAUUGUUACCAACAUAUACACAUUCAAAGCAGGAUUCACACCUGAGCGACCGUCAGACCCUGGUCAUAGUCUAUGAUUGUAUUUAUCAGUGUAUUUUUAUCGACCUAACAUAUCUGCCAUGCGAGCCACAUCCUGCCGAACCCGAUUUCCGUAGGUACCCCUUUUUAUAGUUAUCCUGCUCUGGUUAUAAUUUUAAAAUAUUUUUCGUAUUAUUUCAAAAAAAGGCUAAUACAUAUAAAUGAUAUAAUUUUGUUAUUAAAAGUUGUUUAAUGAUUCCCAUAAUCGAUUUUUUACUUAAGUAUAAACAAACCGUAGUAACUACAACAAACUAGUUGCUAUGAUAAAAAUUUGUACCAACAAAAAUAAAACAGCUGAUUUUGAUAGUUGGUGAAAAAUCGUUAUGAGUAAUUCUACCUUUUUUCGAGUUUUCUUAAAAUUUUACUAUGGCUAGAAGAACUGUCGAAAAUAUCAAUGGAUUUGUCAUGGCUUAUCCAGUUAUACCAAAAAAAAAUUCAUCAAUCAAACCAAAGUCUGCAGUGCUCUCUACGGAAAAAAAUUCAAAAAAUGUUGCUACGCCAUCAACCGUUAAGAAAACAAAUAAUUCUACUAACAAUAAUGUUACUACAGUGUUGCCAGGCAAAAAAAGUCAGUUAUGCCAUUCGUUUAAUAAAAAAUCCAUAUAAUGGCCAAUCUCGUCUUUCAACAAACAAAUUGCGAAAGAAUAAUAAAGUUGAUGAAAAACUAAUUCGUUUUAUAACGAAAGAAUCCAUGAAUUUGAACUUAGAGAAUAAAUCUGUUGAUAGUUCAUCAAAAAAUUCUGAGAACGAAGAUUACGAAGAUGACUUUGAGGAUUAUGAGUCAGACUUUGAAUCAGACAAUUCUGUCAGUGUUUCCAUUAAAUCACAUGAUACAACAAGUACAAAUGUUGCAAAUGACACUGAGACUAAAUUUUCAUUACAAAUUUGUGUCGAAGAAAAAGUCGAACCAUUUUUGGACGAAAUAUUUGAAAUUAAUCAGUUAGAACUCAAUAUUGAAAAAGGUUUAAGUAAUUUUAAAACAGCUAAAAUUAGACAACUUGAAAUAGAGGCCAAAAAUAAAAUAAAAACCCGGGGAGACAUUUUAAUGGAUAUGAUUAAACUAGAUACAGUCAGUUAUUCAUUGUUUGAACUGCCAGCAAUACCUUAUAAACAAUAUAUGCAAAUUUAUGGGAGAUCGAAUACAUCACAAGUUUACUCUCAAACAAAUGAUGACAACGUAGAUAAAGAAAUUCAAACUUCCGAAAUUUUUUUAAUUGAAAAAUGGACACAACGACCAAUUGUUUUACCAAAUAAAAUGAAUUGUUCAUCAGCUGAAUACUACCAAGCAAAACUUGGCGUUGGAAAUGGUAAUAAUGAACUCGGUGACAGUUUUGGGUCACGACGUACCAAUACUGUAGACGCAGAGCGAAUUUGUAUUGUAGGUUACCACAUCUUGCGUUAUCUUGAAAGAAGAGCCAUGGACAAUCUUCAAUAUAACUUGACGCCUAAUGAAAUACCAAUCAGUGAAGGUCAUAUAAGUCCAUCUAUAUCAAAUAUUCAACUAAUAGCAGAUCAACCAGUCACUUCUAUAGAGUUUAUCAGAAUCAAAUCUUUCAAAUCAUCCGAAUCUUUAGUUACCAUACAUAAGGUAAAAGGUAAAACAAAUAACUGGAACUCAAUUAUUUGCAUUUGGAAUACGCCAGAUCUUGAAAAAAUGCCAGAAUACAUACUUAAAUGCCCAAAUCAACAAACAUCACUAUGUGCUUUACCUAAGCAUUCUGAAGAAGGUUAUGUUGUAGCUUCUCAUAUUGAUGGAAGUUUAUGUGUAUGGGAUUUAAAAGAGAAUAAACUUUAUCACGAAAAUCUCCCAGACAUUCACUGUUCUCUUCGAUCUCCGUCUUACAAUACAGCUUUAAUUUUUGACCAAAGUCAUAAAUCAAAAGUAGUUGAUUUGCGUGUAGUAACAUAUAACACAGUAAAAUAUACAGAAGAAGAAUUUCCGAAUGAAUUAUGCAGUUUAGAUGAAGAAUUAGUUUUAAUCGUGUGGACCAUAAUAGAUGAUUGGACAGACAAAUCAGAAAUUUCACGUAUUAAAUACGCAGGGACGUCUCCAUGGAGCUCCGUUAGAUUAAUUAAACUACAAACAAUAUUAGUUUCAAAUAACAUACCUAAGGCCAUUUUGAGCUGCGAAACUGCCACAUCAAUGUAUUUAAGUGACAGUCAGGAUGUAAUAAUUGGAACUAAUUCUGGAAUAAUUUUUCGUUGUAAUCUUGGCGGACAUAAAGUAUGGCCAUCAUUUUAUACACAAGGAAAUACAGAGAAAUGUACAGAAAUCAAGUGGUUGGAUAUGUGUCCAUUUGAUCCAUUAUAUUUUUUAGUUGCUUGCUCAAUUAAUGAAGUGUUAUUGUACAAUAUAACACAUCAAGAACCAUUGGCUAAAUUUUUGGGAUCAUCAGACGACCUUUGUCCUACUCCAAUAGUGAAAGUUUGCUGGUGCAAAGGACACCCUGGAAUUUUUUUUGCAAUAGAUGCAAAUUCUAAUGUCCAUAUGUGGGAUCUCUGUGACGAAAAUUGCAAUGAACCUUUAUUCACUAUCAACUUGCCAGGUAGAAAUAUUAAUGGCCUAUCAUUAUUAAACACAGAAUGUGGACAAAAAUCUGUAUACAUGGGUUUAGCAUUCAAUGACGGCAAAGUGGAGAUGCACAAAAUUAAAAUUCAAAAUAGGAGUUCAGACAAAUGUACAGAUUAUAAAAGCCUUCUGCUUUAUAACUUAUCAAGAUUAUAAUACGUUGAACUUCAAAGGACGAUUAUGAUGAUUCAACAAUUCUUUUCAAUGAAUAAUAUGUCAUAUAUUUCAGUAGAUUUUAAUAUUUCAAUUAAUAAAAAAAUAAAAG
Daktulosphaira vitifoliae (grape phylloxera) is the source of this 3327-nucleotide messenger RNA. RefSeq names its product cytoplasmic dynein 2 intermediate chain 1. The transcript has 16 exons. The coding region runs from base 888 to 3218 and encodes 776 amino acids. Gene Ontology annotation, biological process: intraciliary transport. The record is from RefSeq and is a predicted model, not a curated record. NCBI's taxonomy places the organism in Eukaryota, Metazoa, Arthropoda, Insecta, Hemiptera, Phylloxeridae. Gene Ontology annotation, molecular function: dynein heavy chain binding; dynein light chain binding. Gene Ontology annotation, cellular component: cytoplasmic dynein complex.